UUAAUUAUUUUGUUGAAAAAAUUUCAAUUAAUUUUGCUGAAAAAUUUCAAGUAAUUUUGCUGAAAAAUUUUCAAUUAAUUUUUGCUGAAAAAUUUCAAUUAUUUUGCUGCUAAAAAUAUGCUCUUUAAUAUCUUUAUGCUGAAACAUUGAAUUGCUUGUUGGAUAGAAUUAGAUGUCGAAGUCGAGUGAAAGCAAAAAAGGUCCGGCAUGGGAAUAUGCACGGAUGGUAAAUCCCUAAUACCUUUCAAAGUUCAUUUGUAACUUUUGCGACAAAGAAAUGAAUGGCGGCGUUUACCGAGUCAAGCAACAUCUUGCUGGUGGUUAUAAAAAUGUUGUUGCUUGUAAAAAAUGUCCAUCUCAUGUCAAAAAUGAGAUUAAAGACUAUAUGUCUCAAAAAAGUCAAUCAAAGGUUCAAUUGAGAAUGGUUCCUUAUUUUGAUGAGAUGGAUAAUGAUGAAGAUGAUGAUGAUGAAAUUCUUGAGAUAAAUCAAUAUGGUAAAAGGCCUGUUUCUACUCAAGGUUCUACCCAUCGAGAACAAGGAAGUAACUCCUCCAAAUCUGUUGCUUCCAAACAACCAAAGCAAAAGGGACCCAUGGAUGUGUACUUCACCCCUGAUCCGGAAGUUGCGGUGUAAAAUCGUAAAGCCAAGGGAAAGCAAACAAGAAUUAAUGAUAAUGAUCCUAGCAACAAGGUGUUGAGAGAUCGGGCUCUUGUUUGGUUUUCGAGGUGGAUGUAUGAUACGGGUAUACCUUUCAAUGUUGUGAACUACAAUAGUUUUGGGCCAAUGCUUGAAGCUUUUGGGCAAUAUGGUCCUGGCAUGAAACCACCAAGCUACCACGAGGUGCGAGUUCCUUAUUUGCAGAAAAAGGUAGACCACACAAAUAAGACCAUGGAGGAUCAUAAAAAGAUUGAGUAACAUAUGGAUGCUCUUUAAUGGCCGAUGGGUGGAAGGACAAAAGAAACAGGGCAUUAAUUAAUUUUUUGGUUAAUUGCCCAAGAGGAUCAAUGUUUAUUGAAUCUGUUGAUGCUUCUAGCUUAUCCAAAGAUGCAAAUAAGAUGUUUGAAUUGCUUGACAACUUUGUGGAGCGUAUUGGUGAAGCCAACGUGGUUCAAGUUGUUACAGAUAGUGCCUCAGCAAAUGUGUUGGUAGGGAAGUUUUUGGAGGCAAAGCGGCCACAAUUGUAUUGGACACCAUGUGCAGCUCAUUGCUUGGACUUGAUGUUGGAGGACGUUUUCAAAAUUCCCAACUUCAACAAGACAUUUGAAAAGGCAAUUGCGGUGCAUGGUUAUAUUGUGAACUGCUCUAGUUUGUUGAAUAUGAGGAGGCAAUUUACCCAGUGCAAGGAUUUGAUCAAGCUAGCAAAAAAAAACUCGACUUGCAACUGCUUUUCUAACUUUAUCAAGGAUUCAUCAACAACAAACUAACUUGAAGAAGAUGUUCACUUCAGAGGAAUGGACCACAAGCAAAUGGGCAAAGGAACCUCAGGGUAAAAAGACAGCAAAAGUCAUAUUAAUGCCUUCUUUUUGGAACACUGUUCUUUAUGCUCUCAAAAUAUCAAGUCCUCUUGUUCGUGUACUGCGAUUGGUUGAUGGUGAGAGAAAGCCUCCCAUGGGAUAUAUUUAUGAGGCAAUGGAUAGGGCUAAAGAAGCCAUGCAAAAUCAUUUAAUGGAAAUGAAGAGAAGUACAAGGAGUUUUUUGAAAUAAUUGACAAUAGAUGGAAUGUUCAAUUGCAUAGGCCUUUGCAUGCAGCUGGGUAUUAUUUAAACCCAAAGUAUUUUUACGCAAAUCCUAAUAUUGAGAAAGAUAAGGAAGUCAUGUCAGGCCUGUAUAAAUGCAUACAAAGUUUGGUCCCAAACAAUGAGACAUAAGAUAAAGUUUGCGCAGAGUUGACUACCUAUAAGAAAGCUGAAGGUCUCUUUGGGAUGGCUUUGGCCAUUAGACAAAGAACUACAAGGGCACCAAGUGAUCUAUAUUUUAUACUUAGGUAAUUUUGGUUAGUUAUAAUCAACAGCUGAUUGGUGGAGUGCAUAUGGUUCUGAAAGGCCAAAUUUGCAAACAUUCGUCAUCAAAAUUCUUAGUCUAACUUGUGGCUCAUCUGGAUGUGAGCAGAAUUGGAGUGUGUUUGAACAUGUGAACACCUAUUUUUAACUAUAGUGAAUAUGAAUACCAAUAAAUUUAUUAAUACCUAGAUAAAAAUUUUAAUAUUUUUAUUUGGUUUGAAUUUUUGCAGAUUCACACCAAAAAGAGAAAUAGGUUAGCUCAAAAACGUCUGAAUGAUUUGGUAUUUGUCAAGUAUAAUAGAGCAUUGAGAUGUCGAUACAAUUCCCGUGACACUAUUGAUCCCAUUGCUUUGACGGAUAUUGAUGAAAGUAACGAGUGGUUGGUUGGGAGGAUGGAGGAGGAACUUGUCUUUGAGGAUGAUACUUUGACAUGGGAUGAUGUUGCUAGAACUGCUGGAGUUGAGGAAAGUAGCCAAAGAACUAGAUCAACAAGGGCAAUUGAAAGGGGUUGUUCAACUUCAAAAUCUAGACCUAGAUUGCAACUUAUUGAUGAGGAAGAGUCAAUUUCAGAUGGGGGAGAGGAAGAAGAUGCAGAGGGAUAUGCUGAAGCCAAUGAUAAUGAAUAAGAAGUUCAUUUGCUUGAUGUUGAAGAUGAUUUUUAGAACUUUUGGAUGGGUGAAUUGUAUUUGUCAUUGUUGG
Messenger RNA from Camellia sinensis, 2700 nucleotides. Lineage: Eukaryota; Viridiplantae; Streptophyta; Magnoliopsida; Ericales; Theaceae. The record is from RefSeq and is a predicted model, not a curated record.